This is a messenger RNA of Dictyostelium purpureum, 676 nucleotides long. RefSeq lists its product as uncharacterized. The annotation marks the transcript as partial. The record is from RefSeq and is a predicted model, not a curated record. The transcript has a single exon. Lineage: Eukaryota; Evosea; Eumycetozoa; Dictyosteliales; Dictyosteliaceae.
AUGGAAAAUCCAAAUAAUAACGAUAAUAUUAAUAAUAAUGAUAAUAAUAAUAAUAAUGAUAUAGAAAAUAAUAAUAUUAAUAACAAUGAUAAUGAUUUAAAAAAUGAUAUUGAAAAUAAUAAUAAUAAUAAUAAUAAUAAUAUAGAAAUAAAUAAUGACACAGAAAAUAAUAAUAUAGAAAAAAAUAAUGAAGAUGGAAACAGUACCACCACCUCAACCUCUAAUACUACCACCAGUACCAGCGAUACAACAAAUGGAAAUACUGCUGAUGCCACAGUCGAAAAAAUUUUAGAAAGAAAACAAAAAGAAAGAGAAAGCAAAUUAGCUUCGAUGAUGGGUCACUACCAAAGAAAAUAUUCACAACCAGCAACACCAACAUUUACUUCAAGUGGUAUUGGGAAUGACGAUGACAAUGAUGAUAAUGAUAGUAACAACAAUAAUAAUAAUGAUGAAUUAAAAUCAAAUUAUAAUUCAACACUUUUAGAUGAUGAUGAUGAUGAUGAUGGUAGUGAAGAAUAUAAAAAAGCACAAUUAAAAAGAAAACAAAUGUUAGCACAAAAAAAAAAAGAAUUAUUAGCAGAACAAAUGAAAAAGUAUAAUCAACAAUAUGAUAAUAUUAUAUCUGGAGUAAACACAAUUUUAUCACCAACAUCUUCCUCAUCUUCAUCAAAUACCA